CUCUCUUAUUCCUGAUGUAACAUACAGUGGGGUCCAAAAGUCUGAGACCACUAGUGAAAAUGCUUACUGCUAUUUUGCAUUCUUUUCUUAUUGAAUGCAAUAAUUUUCAAUAUAACUUAUAUGCAUUGACAACAACUUGAGUGAAAGAGUCUUUGAAAUAUUUCACAGUUUCUUAGUAUGGGGUACAUCCCCUUUUUGCUUUAAUGACAGUGCAUGCUCGAGCUGGUAUGGACUCCACAUGUUAUGAUCCAUUUUAGAUCGAAAUCAUCGGCCUGUCGUCUGAACACACGUGAUUAGACAUGAGGACGUGAUUAGACAUGAGGAAAAUCUGACCUGUACAAUAUCAUGGUCAAUAUCACACAUUUGCAUACAUUUAAAUAGUGGCCUAGAAGUAUUGCAGAAUAUUAAAUAUUAUAUAGAUAUUGAGAAUUUAUUUAUUUUAAUAUUAACAUAUUGUUUUAUUUCCAAUUUUAAAUGGGGAAAAAUAAUAAUAGUCUUUAUUGGUCUCGCACGCACACACACACACACUACAGCACUCCUCGCACACCCCAGCAUUCCAGGAACCUGGGGUCAGCCAUGAUACAGUGUCCCUGGAGCAGAGAGGGUUGUGUGUGUCAAGUAACAGAGGCAGUCUUGCUGCUUGUGUUACUUCACCUUAGUGCAGCUUUUGAUACUAUAGAUCAUACUAUUCUCUUUGACAGAUUAGAAAAUGUUGUUGGCAUUAAGGGAACAGUCCUCUCCUGGCUCUGGUCUUAUCUGACCGAUCGUUAUCAGUUCGUAGAUGUAAAUGGAGACUUCUCAACGCAUAACAAGGUUAAAUUUGGUGUUCUACAAGGUUCUGUUUUAGGCCCACUGCUUUUUACUUUAUAUAUGCUACCUCUAGGUCAAAUUAUUCAUAAACAUGGAAUUAGAUUCCACUGUUAUGCUGAUGAUACACAGUUGUAUGUUUCCGAGAAGCCAGAGGACAGACAGCAGCUUAGUAAAGUUGAAGAAUGUGUAAAGGACAUUAGACGUUGGAUGCUAAUUAACUUCCUUUUACUCAAUUCUGAUAAGACAGAAGUACUUGUACUAGGACCACGUGUAGCUAGAAGUAAGCUUUCUGAUCACAUAGUUACUCUGGAUGGACUUUCUGUUUCAUCAUGUGCAGCAGUAAAAGACCUUGGAGUGAUUAUUGACUCCAGUCUGUCAUUUGAUGCUCAUGUAGAUACUAUUACUAGGAUAGCCUUUUUUCAUCUCAGAAUUAUUUCUAAGAUAAGAAAUAUAUUGUCACUACAUGAUGCAGAAAUUUUAGUUCAUGCUUUCAUCACCUCUAGACUAGAUUUCUGUAAUGCCUUACUGUCUGGAUGUUCCAGUAGGAGCAUAAACAAACUCCAGUUAGUCCAGAAUGCAGCUGCUAGAGUCCUAACUCGAACCAGAAGAUACGACCUUAUCACAACUGCAUUGGUUCCCAGUGAAAUCUCGCAUUGAUUAUAAAAUACUGUUAUUAACCUAUAAAGCACUAAAUGGUCUUGCGCCACAGUAUCUAAGCGACCUUUUGGUUUUCUAUGAUCCGCCACGCCUACUUAGAUCGAAAGAUGCAGGCUAUCUGACGGUACCUUGAAUACUGAAGGCUACAGCAGGGGGACGAGCUUUCGCUUAUGGAGCCCCACUGUUAUGGAACUGUUAGUGUUCGGGACUCAGACACAGUCUCAGUUUUUAAGUCUAGGCUUAAAACGUAUUUGUUUACUCAAGCCUACCCUGACUAGACUUUCUAUUAUGCUAAGCACAGUCCUAACAGUCUCUUCUCUCCCUUUCUCCUUCUGCCGAGCCACACACAAUUUUAUGGAGAUACUAGAGAUACUGAUCCUUUCUGCUCUCCGGACCUGCCUGAUCCGUUUAGGAUGUCCUGCCUCUGGAUGGAGCUCUCAUCUACUCCAAUUCCAGAUUGCUGGGACUACGGCUGCUUCUAAGGCCAAACAGACUUCAUAUAAAACCCUAAUGAACUUUUUCACACUAUCUGUUGUUACCCAGAUGAGGAUGGGUUCCCUUCUGAGUCUGGUUUCUCUCAAGAUUCCUCAAAACUUGCCAUGUUCAGUUACCCUGCAGCCUGGUCCUGAGGACACUGGAAAGGCCUGUGGGGUAGAUUACGAGAUAAGAGCUUUCUGUGCCAGGUCUGUGGAGGAGAAGAUUCAUAAACGAAAUUCUGUCCGAUUAGUGAUUCGUAAAGUGCAGUAUGCUCCCGAGAAGCCAGGUCCUCAGCCAAUGGUGGAGACAACACGGAGCUUCCUGAUGUCUGACCGCUCUCUGCAUCUAGAGGCAUCUCUAGAUAAAGAGCUGUAUUACCACGGUGAGCCCAUCAGUGUGAACGUUCAUGUCACCAACAACUCAACCAAGACUGUCAAACGAGUCAAAAUAUCAGUGCGGCAGUACGCUGACAUUUGUCUGUUCAGCACAGCUCAGUACAAAUGUCCAGUGGCGCAGCUUGAAGCAGAUGACCAGGUAUCGUCCAGCUCCACGUUCUGUAAGGUGUACACGCUCACUCCCACCCUGAACAAUAACCGAGAGAAGCGAGGGCUGGCUCUGGACGGCAAGCUCAAACACGAAGAUACCAACCUGGCCUCCAGCACCAUUGUUAAAGAUGGAUGUAAUAAGGAGGUUCUCGGAGUUCUGGUGUCCUAUCGAGUCAAAGUUAAGCUGGUCGUCUCCCGUGGAGGAGACGUCUCGGUCGAGCUGCCGUUUGUCUUAAUGCAUCCUAAACCCAUAGAUGUUCCCACUUCUCGACCAGCCUCAGCUGUACCAGAGGCAGACCCUCCUAUCGACACCAACCUCAUAGAGUUUGACACAAAUAGCUUCACCCAGGACGACGACCUGGUGUUUGAAGAUUUUGCUCGUCUACGGUUAAAAGGGACCACUGACGACAAGGAUGAGGACUGCUGAGCCUUCUUUCCUUCUGUCCUCCCUCCCUUUUCCACCUACACAGCCCAGAAACUUACAGCAUGAAGUAAAAUCACCGACUAAUUUACUCAAAAUGAACAAUCUUUCAUAACGGAUCUCCUUCCUGGUCGUCUUAUCGUUCCUUUUGAUGAUGCAGUGUUUUGUCAACAUUUGGAAAAUACUAAAAGGAUCAUUUAAGGAAUGGUGCUGUAGUUUAAAGAGUAUUGAACAAAGAAACAGAGAGAAUUAACCACCUUUUCUUAUGAAUAAAUAAUGAGCUCGUGUGAUUCUUGUGCCAAACAUCGAUGUAGGAAAUCUAGAUGCCGCACUACAUGGAUACGUCAGCGAUUGCAAUCUAGGGAGAACUGCAGGUCUGUGUUCGUUCUCAAUAAAUUAGCUCCGUUACAGACGUCAUACGUUUCUCAACGCUGCAGGUAACAUAAGUAUACCUGCUCUGCCGAUUCAUUCGAUUAAGCCUAACUGCUGAGAAACUUCUGCAAAGCAGAGGGAUGUCUGCUAAUAUGCAUUUGGACAGAAAUAUUCAUAAUGCAUGAUAAGACGGGUCAGAAUUGAGCAAGCGUUUUAUUAGUAUCAAUGCCUUUAUAUCUAUUUCACAACGAUGAAAACAUGAAUCCAGGAACAGGAUGACCAAAAUACACAAAGUAUAAGCUUCAUGUAGACAUAGCUUAACAAACAUGUUCAUCACAGGGUAGCACAGUGGCGCAGAGGGUAGCUCCAUGUCCAAUCCUGAGCUCGUGUUACAGUCUGGGUAGAGUUUUGCACGUUCUCUCCGUGCCUGCAUGGGUUUCCUUACACCUCCCAAAAAAUAUAGGAGGUUUGAAUGUGUGCGCGCGCAUAGUAAGUAAGUAAGUUUUAUUUAUAACGCACAUUUAACACCGCGAAGCUGACCAAAGUGCUGAACAGAGUAAAGAAAAGUCAAAUAGAAAACAGAAUAAAACCAAAUAAAGACAGACAAUAGACAAUAGUGUAAAAAAAAAUAAUAAUAAAUUUUCGGAUUAAAAUGCCUGGGAGAAGAGAGAUGUUUUCAAUCUCUUUGUAAAAGUGGUAAUUGAAGGUGCGAGGGGGAUGUUCAGUGGCAAUUGAUUCCAUAAGCGUGGGGCAGCAACUGAAAAAGCUCUAUGUGCAUGGUGCCCUGUGGUGUGUUCAGGGUGUGUUCCCGGGAUAGGCUCCAGAUCCACCACAGCCCUGAAAGGAUAAAACCGUUAUAGAAGACGAAUUAAAAUUCAUCGUCAGUUGAACGAAUAACACGUACACCAUGACGUAUGCUAAACAGCCUACUUAACACUUCUUCAGAAAUCCAACAGCAAAACUUGGCAAACUGUUGUGCACACGCACUACCAGACAUUAACAUUAAGGAAUAAAUUAGGCAGUGAGAGAAGCUCUUACCCAUUAAACAGUAAACCCACUUCUUCAGCAGAUGUAACGCUGCUGCAAAGUUCUUCAUAAAAUGAAAACAACGAAUCCGUGUUCUCUUGCUUUGAGCUGGCGGUGAUUGUUGUAUCCUGCUGCAGUGUGCUGAUUCAGUAGAGUCAACCUUGUCUGUUUUCAGCCUAAUGUGGCAUCUAGGUGUUCUACAUGGUGCCAAUCAUGGUUCGAGGUUAAAUACAAAAAAAAAAAAAAGUAUAUGGAUUUGGAAAGAAAAUCCAAAUUGUGAGAACUUCUGUUUUGUUGUUCUGUGAUAUCUUGAAGUUGAUUUUGAAAUGCCUUUUAGCUUCAUUUCUACAAUGUGUUUUGACAUUAGUAAAUGAGUGUUAAUAAUCUUAAUUAUUAUGAGUUAUAACACAAACAUGAUGAAGAAAUAUCCGUAUUGGGAAUCCCAGGCGAAGCACUGUCACACACAACCUCUUUACCGUGCAUCAUGUUUUACAAAGUGCUCAUUAGCUAACCGUUAAACAGUUGAACAUGAUUAAUACUAAUAGGAUGUUUUGUUUGUGUUGUCCAUGGCAUACUGUGUCCAACCCUCAGGUACACUGGCUCAUUCCUUCUUUAUUCACGGUGACGGAAUCGGUGCUGAUAUGGAGUGUGCUUCAGUCGAGCCGUAAUGGCGGAAAGGCGUUUACAUUUACCAUACAGCACCUUCAUGUGUAAAUAAACAUGCUACUUUUGAACAAACUCAUCAGGUCAUGGGGGGAAAAAAAGGAGUAUAAUUAUCUUCAUGUUAAUACAAGUUUAAUAACUGUGACAUGUCAUUGUUUUCCAUUUACUUUUUUUUUUAUUUCAGAAUUUAUUUAAUUUUUUUAAUAAAAUAUAAAAUGCCAAA
Ictalurus punctatus (channel catfish) is the source of this 5194-nucleotide messenger RNA. RefSeq names its product arrestin, beta 2a (gene arrb2a). Gene Ontology annotation, molecular function: angiotensin receptor binding. The record is from RefSeq and is a predicted model, not a curated record. Bases 1654 to 2916 code for a protein of 420 amino acids. The transcript has 11 exons. Gene Ontology annotation, biological process: positive regulation of ERK1 and ERK2 cascade; G protein-coupled receptor internalization; signal transduction. Gene Ontology annotation, cellular component: cytoplasm. NCBI's taxonomy places the organism in Eukaryota, Metazoa, Chordata, Actinopteri, Siluriformes, Ictaluridae.